AUGGGGCUCGGAGGGGAGCCCGGCGUCGCCUGCGCUUUUCUGGACGGAGCGAGCCCCUCUUCGGCUGUCGGGGAGACGCCGGGCCCCGCGGCGUGCGAUGGAUUGAGGCGCGCCCGCCGCGGCCCCAUCGAUGCGAUGGAAAAUCGGGGGCUGCUCUGCACGCUCUGCUCCCUGGUGCUGCACGCGCCGCUGCUGCUCGGCGUCACCGCCACCUUCACCGAAGUUCCCAAAGAUGUGACUGUUAGGGAGGGAGACGACAUCGAGAUGCCUUGCGCUUUCCGAGCCAGCGGAUCCACCUCUUAUUCCUUGGAAAUCCAGUGGUGGUACCUCAAGGAACCGGCCCGAGAACUCGCACACGAACUGGCUGUCAGCAUCCCUGGCGGCAGGAGCAAGGUGGCGAACAAGGACGCGACCAAGAUCAGCACGGUCCGCGUGCAGGGCAACGACAUCUCGCACCGGCUGCGGCUGUCGGGCGUGCGGCGGCAGGACGAGGGCGUCUACGAGUGCCGCGUGGCGGAUUACAGCGACGACGAGACGCAGGAGCACAAGGCCCAGGCGCUGCUGCGCGUCCUGUCCCGCUUCGCUCCGCCCGAUGUGCAGGCGGCCGAGGCGGUGUCCCACAUCCAGAGCGGGGCGGCCCCUCGCCGCCACGGCCCCGCUGGUAGAGCCACGCCGCCGCCCGGCCCCGGGCCCGGCAAGCGUCCGCCACCGCCCCCCGGAGAGCGGGGACCCUCCGCCGCCGCCGCCGCCGCCGCCGCCGCCGCCUCGGCCUCGCCGCCGCCCGGACAGGGGCAGGGCCGGGGGCGGACCGCUAUCCUGCAGCAGCAGCACGGCUCAGGCACAGGACCUAUUUAUGCUACAGACCCACUCCUAUACAUGUUCCUGUUAAUACUGCAUAAUCUUGUACAUUUAUUAGUAAACCACUGAUGGACUACUUCCUUCACUACUCCUCAGCCAAACAAAAGGAACCUAUUUAAGAACAGGACAAGCCCCUGACAAAACAUUACCCACAGCUGGAAGGAUGGACAGAAAGAGACUGAAAGAAGCAUGAUAAAUUCCACAUGAGGGGAAAACAUAUUUUUGGGGAUGUCACAGAAGGUAAACCACAAAAAAUAAUGCAUCUAGUUUCCAGACCCUAUGGUGUAAGGCCCUGCUCUGUGCACAGCACCUAUGCUUUCUCUAUUUUAAUGUAAUAUUUUUCUUUUCUAAACCUUUCCUCUGACUCUUCAGACUCUUCAUUUUGCACGAACUGUUGAGCAGUUAUCUUUAUGACAGUAUGUAAAGAUGCUGGGUCAAAACCCUUCCUAAGAAAGGAAAUAUUCUUAGUAGAUUGUGUUUAGUUUUUCUGAAUUUCCUUUUUCUUUUUUUCUUUUUUUUUUUAAUUAAAUUAUUUCUUUUGGAGACAUUUUAAUUGAAAAGGUACAUCUUACCAUAAUUAAUAGGCACUGCUGAUAAUAUUUAUUUUUAAAUGAAGAUUGGAAACAAGGUAAGACAUUUGUUUAUAAACUGUAUUGUAUAUUGCUGAAUAACAGUUGAAUAAAAAGAUUUUGAAAUAAA
Molecule: messenger RNA, 1557 nt
Organism: Centrocercus urophasianus (Greater sage-grouse)
Lineage: Eukaryota; Metazoa; Chordata; Aves; Galliformes; Phasianidae
Gene: VSTM2B
Product: V-set and transmembrane domain containing 2B
Exons: 6
Coding region: 1-927 (308 amino acids)
Source: RefSeq, a predicted model, not a curated record